This is a messenger RNA of Colletotrichum scovillei, 2200 nucleotides long. RefSeq lists its product as uncharacterized. The coding region runs from base 967 to 2178 and encodes 403 amino acids. The transcript is spliced from 7 exons. Lineage: Eukaryota; Fungi; Ascomycota; Sordariomycetes; Glomerellales; Glomerellaceae. The record is from RefSeq and is a predicted model, not a curated record.
GCGCGAUACACUUUUCCAGGGUGGCUUGGAGGACUUACGAAUUGCUACUGCCCGAUUGGGGUGGCAGGAUCAAUAUCGCUCCUUGACGCCGCUCCUCACCAACAAACAAUUUCGAGCAAAUUGCUAAAGAUAUCUGUGUUCACAAGCUUCGUUGUAUCAAUCUUUUCCGUAUUGACAAUUCAGGGGCAGACUUACCGCAGCGUUUGGUCGCUUGCUGCUGCGUUCAAGCACCUAGUGACGCUCGCGGCACUGCAGCAAGGUGGCACGUAAUGUGGGAGGCAUCCAUGUGGCCCCUAGGAGAUCCUGAACACUCUUUUCAUUCCACAUCCUGCCCACCACCUGCUUAGGCGAUCCUGCAGGUGCAGACUGUGCAGCACAUUGAAUCCGUCGAUCCACUUCUCUACAAGGAAAACUCCGGUACAGAAUUCUCGAAGAAAACAGUCAAUGGUGCGGUCACUUCGCUACCUCGGUGCUAACUUCUAGGCCGUGUGGGCUGAUAGGAAUGGAUCAACCUCCCUGCUCUGGAACGCAGUCUAGAAAGGCACAGCGCAUCACCUUCCCGAGGCAGACUGGAGUGGCAGCACGAAUAUUCCCCUUUUGACGGAGUCCGAUCCCGUCAUCCAAUGAUGCUCCCUUUCACAGUUCCCAACUCCUCGUUGCGUGAUGAUUGAGGUCCAUGUAUCCAUAUCCCUCCCGAAAGCCCCGUCCGUACCGCGUGCGUGGUUACUGCAGUGUGGCCCCCGUGGAUCGGGUUUCAUCUAUCCAGUUCCUUUCUUCCUAGGUACAGAAUAGAUUAUGAGCCCCCAAUCUGGAGUACUAAAUUGGAACAGCAAGAUGCUUAAAAGAAUCCGCUGAUCCUCUCGCUACUCAAUGUGUCCACCCUCCUGAAGUUUUGUGACUUUCUUCGACUCCCCUCUCACCAUCUGUGCGUCUGCUUGACGCCGCGCAGCCGCGUCAUCCGCCGCAAUGUCUUCGACGUCCAGCACAACGGCCGUCGACCCGGAGCGUGCCAAGGAAAGCAAUACGGCCAUGAUCCUGGCCGUGACGGGGACUUUCCACGCGCUCGCGCUCGUCUUCGUCGUCCUCCGAACGUAUACCCGCGCCGCUAUUGUGAAGACGAUAGGUAUCGACGAUUACAUGAUGAUCAUGUCUGCCCUCUGUGCGCUAGGUGGGGGUAUGGUAAUCUUCAUUAUUCAGGCGUUUUACGGACUCGGCAGACACAAAGACACAAUCAGCAAGCCAGAUCAAGUGUUCUUUUCCAAGGUUGGCUUCUUUCAAUCGAUCAUAUCCGCCAUCGCUGCUCUGGCGUUUCUGAAGAUCUCAAUUGCACUAUCGCUGCUGCGUCUAAGCAAGAACAAGUGGUACUCAAGGUCGCUAUGGGCUUUGAUCGUGUUCGUGGUGCUUUAUACGAUCAUGGCAUGGCUUAGUUUCUUUUUGUAUUGCAGCCCGAUGGAAGGAUAUUGGGACAAGAGCCUCAAGCCAAAGUGCUACAACAUCAAAUUGUUCGUCAACUUUGCGCUAGUCAAUACUGCGUUCAACAUCUUUACCGACGUCUGUUUCGCAUCUCUGCCUAUUCCCAUCAUUUGGGUCUUGCAGAUGAAGUUGCGCACACGGGUGUAUUUAAUUGUUGUACUUAGUCUAGGAUACUUGGCUGUUAUCAUGGGCAUCAUCAAGGCCAUCUAUCAAAUUGCGCAACCAAGCAGCAAAGACGGAACCUUUUACCAAAGUAUCCAAUUCUGGGGUUUCCUCCAACUCAACCUCGGCAUCAUCGCCGCCUGCGCGCCAGCAUUGAAACCCCUCGUCGGCCGCGCCCUCAAGAUCUCAUCGAGCCGCCACUACAACAGCGAUAACCUCUACGAAAACCGAUACCCGACUGGACGAUCCGGUAGAACGGGGAACAUCACCACUGGCACUGCUCGAAGGCAGGGCUACAGGGAACAGGGAAGUCAGGGGGCACCAGACUAUGAACUUGAGGAUGGGCCGUUUUCACCAAGCCCAGAGUUCUACCGUACGACCAUAAAAGGUGGAAACAAUACUCCGGCGGCAGUGGCUGUGUAUCAGAAGAAGAACAGCUUUGGCGACAGGUCGGGGAGUGAAGAGUUGAUCCUGGAGACCGGGCAUGGGUUUGGAGAUAAUAAGGGUAUCAUGAGGACGACGGAAGUUCAUAUCCAGCGUUGAAGACCUGCGGUUAGGGCAGCAC